Pezoporus occidentalis (night parrot) is the source of this 4990-nucleotide messenger RNA. Its product is annotated as KIAA1755 ortholog. The transcript has 13 exons. Bases 828 to 4532 code for a protein of 1234 amino acids. NCBI's taxonomy places the organism in Eukaryota, Metazoa, Chordata, Aves, Psittaciformes, Psittacidae. The record is from RefSeq and is a predicted model, not a curated record.
CAGGCUGGGCCUGACCCUGCUCCACACAGACCUGCACCUCUCCUGCUGCAGCUCCACUUCCAGCCCCCAGCACCGGCACAGCAGUUUUGUGUGUUGGAGCCUCUCCUGCAGAGAUACUGGCCAAGGAGCUGGAGGAGCCCCUGUGUGUCCCGUGGCUCGUUUCAGCAGCCGUGUCUGUCUGCAGUCACCCGGCACUGCCUGCAGUGAUGCUGGGGUUUAACAGGAGCUGGCUGAUGGCUCCUCCACGCAUUGGCUGCGCCAGCCGGGUCUGCACGGCCAAUGUCUCCUGCAGGGCUGGGAGAGCCAACUUGGAGCCCCCAGUUUACACAUGGCACAAAGCAGUGUCCUCAUCCUCAUCCCAGUCUGGAAGCGCAGGGAGGGGGCUGUGACCCAGCAGAGCGAUUCCCAGAAAAAGCCUGGAGGAUCGAUGUAGAGUUCAGUGAAUUCAGUGAUGAGAGUGAACCAAAACACCCAAUCCAUCUUCCCAUGUUUGUCCUUCCUCCCAUCUGCUGCAUUCCUGCAGCGCUGCUGAGCCCGGCACAUCCCCAAGCUCUGCUCUGCGUCUGGCUCAGCUUAACCCCUUGGCUGCUGCAGCUCCUCCGCCUCCGCAUGGCCCCAUUCCCAAGCUCCUUUCUCAGGCUCCUUAAACCACAGCCCGGCGCUGGGAACCAGACCCGGCCGUGCUCCUGCCCCUGGGCUGUGCAGUGCUUGGGGUGCUCCGUGCCCGGAUCAUUCCCAGCUUCCAGCACAGGAAGGUUUGGAGCCCCCGAGCUCAGCACGUUGCCGGUGUGGGCACAGAGGGACCCGGCCGAGGCACAGCACACGGGAUGGUGGGCAUGGGAUGUGUGGGGUCAGUGCCCCAUUGCGGGGCUGCUGUCCCCACCGGUGACACUUUCCUCCCGCAGGAUGCCGGCUCCCUGGAUGCAGCGGUGCAGGGCGCCCUCCAGGCCCUCUACCCGCCCUUCGACGCCACGGCCCCCACGGUGCUGGGGCAAGUCUUCCGGCUGCUGGAGACCAGCUACCAGGGUGAUGGGCUCUGCUGCCUGCUCCAGUUCCUCAUCCCAGCCAAGCGCCUCUUCGAGCACGUCCGGCAGGCAGCCUGCGCUCCCUACUUUAACUGCAUCUUUCUCCAUGAAGGCUGGCCCUUGUGUCUGCACGAGAAGGUGGUCGUGCACCUCGCGCCGCUCAACCCGCUCCUGCUGCGCCCUGGGGACUUCUACCUGCAGGCAGAGCCGUGCGAGGAGCACUCGGCGCGCAUCGUCCUCAAGCACCUCUCCCAGGACCUGUGCACGGUGGAGGAGAUGCCGGUCCCCGAGGCUGCCUACGCGCUGCUCUUCACCAACGAGUGGCUGGAGGAGAUCAACGGCGGCCGGGCCGGAGCCCCCCUGCAAACCUGCCUGGUGGCCACUGAGAAUGGCAUCGCCCCGCUGCCGUGGAGCAGCAUUGCCACACCGGAGUUCAUCGACAAGCCCAAGGCUGCCGCUGAUGGGAUGUCUGUGGACACCCAGCAUGACCCUGCUUCUGAAGCUGCAGUCGAGUCAGCAACACCCAGCGUGCCCGUGCCCCACGGCAAGGCAGGCAUCCCCGGGCCCUAUAGCAACGUUGUGGGCACCAUCCCGGGCUGCAAGGGCACCUCUCGGAAGUCGAGCCAGGGAAAAUACCCGGGACUGAUCAAGGUGGACCAGGCUGGGCUGCGGAAGAAGCCGAGCGCGCUGGCCAUGCCCAGCCUCUGCGAGAUCAUCAGCCAGAACCUGGAGGGGGAGUACGUGGACCUGCUGGAGCUGUCCCCGGAGCAGAUGGGCCUCCUGGCCAGGUCCCUGCCGGCGGGUGCCGGGAACAAGGCUGCGCUCCGCUGUGUGAACGGGGGUCCCUGCGGGGCGACACCGAGCUCGGAGGAGGGUCCCUGCACCCCGUGCCUGGGGCAGGAGCUGAGCCGGGAGCCGGGGCCACACGGGCCACGGUGCCGCCACCGCGACUCGUACCUGGCGGCGCUGCAGAACCCGGUGAGCUUCGGCGCCGGGCUGAUGGCUGCCAUCCUGGAGGAGCCGGACGGCCCCGGCCCCGAGCCGCCCCCCGCUGCUCCCCGUGAGAGCCCCGCGCAGCGCGGGAUGGGGGCCGGCAGCCCCACGCUCCUCACCCCCCGAGCCCAGGCAGGGGCGCGGCAGAGCAGCCCCCGGCUGCCCCAGGGCUCCGGCCACAAGUUCUCCUUCCUGAAGGGGCCCCGGCUCGGGGCGGCCCCUGGGGAUGAAAGAGCCGGCAGCCAGCAGGAAGGGGCCUGGAGGAAGAUGUCUGCCAUCUACUCGCCCAGGAUGGGCAGAGCCAAGGCAGGCGGGAAAGGUUCGGAUGUGGCAGCCCCUGCCCCUGCGGAGGAACGACCCAUGGAAAGCUCCGGCUGUAAGAAUGGACCCUCCAUGCCCAGCACCAGCACCAGCACUGUGGGCUUGGAGCCGCCGGCCUGGCAGGACCUGCACACGGGGCUGCUGCACUCGGGCAUCGUGUGCCUGCCAGGCAGCUCGGACAGGCAGGGCAGGGCCCUGCUCCAGGUGACCACCGGCGGCAGCGCCUGGGGGGCCGCGUGGUGCUCGGCCGCUGAGCUGGGGACGCUCAUCCUCUACCUCUGCUCCAUCGCCAGGCAAGACACGAAGGACGCCGGGCUGACCGUCGUGGUGGAUGCCAGGAAGCAGCCGCCUGCUCCUGUCCUGUUCUCUGCCCUCCGCUCUGCCCAGAGCAUCUCACCGGGCUGCAUCCACACCGUGCUGCUGCUGGCCGAGAAGGAGCUGGUCACGCACCGCGAGAAGCUGCCCGGGGUGCAGGUGGAGUCGCUGCCGUCGCUGAAGGCUCUGGGCCGCUUCGUCGACAGCUCCCAGCUGACACCGGAGCUGGACGGUGCCUUCCCCUACAGCCACGGCGAGUGGGUGCAGUUCUUCCAGAAACUGCAUCCCUUCACGGCCAGCCUCCGGCGGGCAUCGGAGCUGCUGCGGAGCUGCAUCCAGGAGCUGCAGAGUGGCAACACGCUGGUGGUGACACAGGAUGCGGGCGCCUGCAUCGGGAGGCACCGGGAGCUGAUGCGGAGGGUGCUGAGCGAUGCGCCGCUGGUGUGGGUGCAGCGCGAGGGGGGGGCCGUGCUGGCCAGGCUGCGCAGGGAGGCCGCCCGGCUCCGCACCUCGGCCCACGUCAGGACCAGCAUGGAGUCGGCCGAGGCGCUGUACAAUCAGCUGGAGGAAGAGCUUCAUGACCUGGUGUUCCAGUCCAACAGCUCCCUGGAGCGCCUGGAGUUCCUCCGGAAGGUGCGGGAGCUGGAGGCUGAGUUCAGCAAGCUGGGGCUGUGGCUGGACGGGGAGGCAGCGGCACGGCUGCAGGAGAUGGGUGCUGAGGAGUGGAGCCCCGAGAGCUUCCUGGGGUCUGACGAGCAGUUCAACGAGUUCCUCGCCCAGGCAACAGCUCAGUACCGGCACGGCCUGGUGCUGUGUCAGGAGGCAGCUGAGGUCCAAGGCGCAGCUUUCCCAGAGGCAGACCUCUUCCAGGCGGCCGUGGCCCUUUUCCGGACGAAGCUGACGAGCUUCCACAGGCAGGUGGAACGGCGCCAGGCGGAGCGGGAGCUGCUGCGGGACCUCGGAUGCUUCUCCAGCAAGAUCAGGGGGCUGAAGCUGGGCUGCGGGCAGUGCCCGGGGCGGGGGAAGCGCGAGGAGGGCCGGGCGCUGCAGGGCCUGCAGAGCUCCUUCCAGAAGCUGUUGGUGGAGUUCGCCCUGGAGAAGCUGCAGGAGAUGAAGGCUCAGGUGCGCAGGAUGCGGAGCAGCCCCGCGCUGGCAGCCUGGACCGAGGCACGGCACCGGUACCAGGAGACGCGGCAGGUCCUGGAGGAGAUGCUGGCAGAGCUGCAGGAGGCCUGGGGAGCUGAGGCCGAGGGGCACGGAGGCUCCUUCAGCUGCCCCGGCUCGGGGUCUGCUGCCCCUUGCGAGGGAGCUCCUGAGCCAGCGGUGCCAGGGGAGCAACCAGAGGCCGGUGCCGGGACAGGACAGCCCCGGGCCAGCAGCGCUCCCAGCCCCUCACUGGCUGCGGAGCCAAGUUCCCCGCAGCCCCACGGCCAUCAGGGGCCGGAGGGUGAUCCUGCCUCUCACCACUGCGCCUCUGCCAACACCUCCCUCCCCAAACCCGAGAGCGGAGCCUGCCCGGGCGCUGCAGGACUCACCCACAGCAGCCGGGCCCUCCAGAGACAUCCCCUCACCGCGCCGGCCCGGGCGCGUCUUCCAGGCACCGACCCUCCGUGUCCCGCGGCCGUGCCCCCCGGGGCUGUCACACGUGGUCCAUCCGCCCAUAAGCGGGCAGAAUACUUCCAGGUUUCCAGCCAGAGCAGCUUCUCCUCUGAAGACUCCGACUCGCAGAACUCCACCGAGGACGCCCCGGCACCGAGCCUGGCCUUGUCCUGGGACCUGCAGAGCCCAAGACCACGUUGCCCCCCCGAAAAGCCCUCCCAGAUCAUUUACCUGGAGAACCACCACACCGAGAGUCCAGCUAAAGCAAAUGCCAAGUAAGCAGUCCCAGUCAGGGCUGUUUCUGCGCAGUGGUUGAGGUAUCCAUCACCAGCUGGAUGGGACAUCCCAUGCUCGGAGGUGGGGUCUGCUGCUGCUCCAGCAUCCUUCAGUUUCCUGUCCUUUUUCUCACCCCACCGUGGUGCAGCACUGACUUCAUGGCUACGAGGUCUGUUAAUACUCUAAUAGCUGUGUAGUAACCCUCACCUAAAGUGCACUUAUCCCUACAAGCAGUUCCUGGAACAGCGGUUCCCCGCAGGCAGGAGCCAGGCUUGGAGCAUCCAUGGGGAGCACAGACGUGGGCUGGGGUGCACUGAUCCCACCACGCUCUGCCGGGCAGUUUGCCUGUCCCUGCGCCGCUGCUGCAGCCCUGGCCAGGUGACAGCAACAGGCAUUUUGUGCGUGUGCUCUCGUUGACAUGGGACUAACGAUAUUAACGCUAAUAAACCCGAAGAGAAGCA